Neodiprion fabricii is the source of this 2430-nucleotide messenger RNA. RefSeq names its product DEAD-box ATP-dependent RNA helicase 20-like. Lineage: Eukaryota; Metazoa; Arthropoda; Insecta; Hymenoptera; Diprionidae. The transcript is spliced from 4 exons. The record is from RefSeq and is a predicted model, not a curated record. Gene Ontology annotation, cellular component: nucleus; ribonucleoprotein complex; cytoplasm. Gene Ontology annotation, molecular function: RNA helicase activity; RNA binding; ATP binding. The coding region runs from base 196 to 2283 and encodes 695 amino acids.
GACACCAUCAGCUGCUAGCCGGAAACGGAGUGUAGUAGAACGCUGGUAGCUUGCCACCCGCUUCCAUCCUCCUAGCGCCUGUCAGCCAUUAUCGUUUUGUUCUCGCCGGGUUCAUAGGUCCGAUUGGGGGUAGCCGACACGAAUUUUCACCGAAGAUCAUCGCAGGUAACGCACAGAACGUAAAGCUGUACAGAGAUGUACGGCAACGGAUAUUCCAAUCAAACAUCUUACAGACCUAGGACAGACAGAGAAUAUGGCAACCGCACAGGUGGAGGCACAUACUGGAACAGCCAACAACAGCCUCACGGAGACAUGGGUGGGCUCAAGCAAAACCAAAAGAAAGCACCUGGUGAUCUCUUGAAGAAACCAAACUGGGACUUGAACUCUCUCCAACCAAUAAUUAAGAACUUAUAUGUCCCUCAUGCAAAUGUCGUCAGCCGUUCUCCGGACGAAGUAAACAAGUACCAUAUUGGAAAAGAAAUCACUGUCAAGGGAAACAACACUCCUUUCCCAAUCCAAGCCUUCGAAGAAGGAAACUUCCCGGACUAUGUGAUGGAGGAAAUUAGAAAACAGGGAUUCAAAGAACCUACUGCUAUCCAGUCACAAGGAUGGCCCAUUGCUCUCAGCGGUCGUGAUAUGGUCGGCAUUGCCCAAACUGGAUCCGGCAAAACUUUGGCUUACGUGCUUCCGGCCACUGUGCAUAUCAACAAUCAGCCGCGACUAGGGCGAGGAGAGGGACCUAUCGUUCUCAUCUUGGCGCCAACCAGAGAACUUGCGCAGCAAAUCCAGAGCGUAGCUCGAGACUUUGGAUCCUCCUCAUGCAUUCGUAACACUUGUAUCUUCGGAGGGUCACCAAAAGGACCACAGGCUCGAGAUCUAGAGCGUGGUGUUGAAAUUUGCAUAGCCACGCCUGGACGUCUGAUUGAUUUUCUUGAAAAGGGUACAACUAAUCUACGCAGAUGCACGUACUUAGUCCUGGAUGAAGCAGACAGGAUGUUAGAUAUGGGAUUUGAACCUCAGAUCAGGAAAAUUAUCGAACAAAUCAGACCCGACAGACAAGUUCUGAUGUGGUCAGCUACCUGGCCCAAAGAAGUUCAAGCUUUGGCCGAAGAUUUUCUCAGUGAUUACAUUCAGAUCAAUAUUGGUUCUCUGACUUUGGCUGCCAACCAUAAUAUACGUCAAAUAAUUGAAAUAUGCCAAGAGCAUGAGAAGGAAACAAAGCUCUCUUCCCUCUUGAGAGAGAUUGGAGCAGACCGCGGUAACAAAACGAUAAUAUUUGUUGAAACUAAGAAGAAGGUGGAUGACAUAACAAAGGCAAUAAAACGCGAAGGAUGGUCAGCAAUUGCAAUACAUGGAGAUAAGUCUCAGCCAGAAAGAGAUUACGUUCUGUCAGAGUUUAGAAAUGGAAAGACGGCUAUACUGGUUGCCACUGAUGUAGCUGCGCGAGGACUGGACGUUGAGGAUGUAAAAUAUGUAGUGAAUUUCGACUACCCAAAUAGUUCCGAGGACUACAUCCACAGGAUAGGCAGAACAGGGCGUUGCGAAAGUGCUGGUACAGCUUAUGCAUAUUUCACACCAAACAACGCGAGACAGGCUAAGGAAUUGGUCUCCGUCCUAGAAGAGGCUGGCCAACCGAUCAAUCCUCAAUUAUCAGAGAUGGCAAACUCGCAGAGAAAUCAAUUUGGCAAAGGCCGUCAACGAUGGAACACCGUCCGACCCACCAAGGACAGUAGCAGCGGAGGUCCUGGGAGCCCACGAAAUAUUGGCAGUCCCAACGCAAACAACUGGCAAAAUAAUCAGCAGAAUGGUAUUCAAGACAGGUCAACCCCGCGGCAACAGAAUGGCUACCAAAACAAUCGGCAAACAAAUUAUCACAGUAAUCAGAACAGCUAUCAACCAAGGCAGCCGAAUAGUUAUCAAAACGGAUAUCAGAAUGGUAAUAAUGCAGGUGGAUACCAAGGCAAUUUCCACAAUCAGAAUGGAGGUACACCUAGGUAUCAAGGACGCGGUGGAUACCAAGGGAAUAGGUACAACAGUAGACAGAAUGGGUUCAAUGGUAACCAAAAUGGGCAGGGCAUGUACUCUAUGCCUCCUCCGUUCAUGAUGCCACCAGGCAGUCAUACAGAUGCAGGCAUCCAAAGCCUGGUAAACAACAAGUUCUUCCAGACCAACAGGCCACCACCAGGAACUAACCCGUGUGCUUAUCAAUCAAUGGGUUAUGGCCAGUUUCAACCAGUCUCACCAUACGGCUACCCUUACCCACCAACCCCAGUGCAGCAGUGACAUCCUUCGAGAGGAAAACCCACUGGGGCACGGGCCAAGUAAGCAGGAAAUAAUAUUUGAUACUUCUCUGUUUCCUAAAUGUCCCGUGAAUAAUUCUACAAUAAUUACUGUCAAAAGGUAGGUUUUGAUGAAUAUGUUCUUAAUGUG